Messenger RNA from Tarenaya hassleriana, 1043 nucleotides. RefSeq names its product RING-H2 finger protein ATL79-like. Gene Ontology annotation, molecular function: transferase activity. Gene Ontology annotation, biological process: protein ubiquitination. The transcript has a single exon. Bases 238 to 849 code for a protein of 203 amino acids. The record is from RefSeq and is a predicted model, not a curated record. NCBI's taxonomy places the organism in Eukaryota, Viridiplantae, Streptophyta, Magnoliopsida, Brassicales, Cleomaceae.
UAACAACAUCAGUGACAGUUAUAAAGAUAAGCCAGACGUUAUGUUUCAUAUGCUCCAAUGCAUGUUUUCCACUCUUCAUCUCCAUCUCAAUAUAUAACCUCUACUUCCCCAUCUCUCUAUCUCCAUAAUCAAACUCUCACUAGAACCAUCAUCAGCAUCUGGAAAAGCUAGAAGAUACCUUCGGGAUCACGUAAAGCUGAGAAUUAUCAUAAAAACAUCGAGAAGAUCACUAACAAAAUGCGGAAACUAGCUUCAUUAGCAGCCAAGAACCUCAGUCACCUAUCUCCACCAAUUAACAACGGAGAACCGGGAUUCUCAAACGAAACACAAACAUGUUACCUGCAAAGUUGUGGAAGGUGGAAGCCUUACUCGAGCUCGACCGAAGCUGGAGCCAAUGCAUCCGUAAUCAUCAUCAUCCUAUUUUCCUUCGUUGUCUGUGCUAUGAGCCUCGGCACAGCCAUUCGUUGUUUCCUACGCAGGGGAGGAUCGGUAGCUCAUUCACUCACUCAGCAAGAGCCUGACCAGCAGAAGCCGGAAACUAAUGCAGCUGCUUCUCGGCUUCUGGAGAUAGUUCCCACUGUGAAGUAUUCUGCAGGGCUGAAACUUGCAGGAGCAGAGAGAGAAUGUACAAUUUGCCUGUCAAAGUUCGAGGAAGGAGAAGAAGUGAAGGUACUGCCAAGAUGUAACCAUGGUUUCCAUGUUAGAUGCAUCGAGCAGUGGUUGUCUUCCCAUUUAUCUUGCCCCGUUUGCCGCAGCCUUGUCCUCAUCCCCUCCAUGGUCACAGGGCAAGCUGAAAAUUCCCAGGCAACAACGGCUACUCCUGGAAACGAUACAGCAGAUGCAGCUUAGUGAUUUCCCCAGUUUUGUUUCUUUUUUAAAUACUCAUUCUCAACAUCUGUAAGCUUUCCACUUGUGGAAAUACAUCUCUGUUUCCAGCUUAGGCAAACUGUUAAUGCCCCUUAAACUCUACCUGGCUCCUGCUGUGGUGCAGGAGAAACACUUGGGAUCCAGAAGUUUCAAUACACUGGAAAAAUCAAGCUCAA